Messenger RNA from Aspergillus caelatus, 398 nucleotides. RefSeq lists its product as uncharacterized. Lineage: Eukaryota; Fungi; Ascomycota; Eurotiomycetes; Eurotiales; Aspergillaceae. The record is from RefSeq and is a predicted model, not a curated record. The transcript is spliced from 2 exons. Bases 80 to 271 code for a protein of 63 amino acids.
CGGAAUGCGGCGUUGAUCAAAUCCCCAGCAGGCCGUUGUUAGUUGGUCUGCUUUCCUAGAGUUUGGGUGAAUAGAUAGAAUGUCGGGUCACGAAGUGCGACUCCCUCGGCAUGAGAAAGACAGACAGGUAGAAUAUUCGGCGCUAGCUGGACAUUCAGUUAUUGCUGCUUGUAUUUAUCAACUGUCAUUUUUUUUGUUUUUAUUUUUUUGCGUUAGACAUCGCAUGGAAGACACAUCUCAAGUAACUGAUACCAAUAGCAAAAAGUUAUAAGAAGGGCAGUAGAACAACCUGAUCAAACUUUCAAUUGAUGCUGCUGUGCAUCAUGGAAAAGCUUAUCAGAGUGCUAACACCAAAGACGGUACUUGGACCUAUACUAACCAAGGAAAAUGACGUGAAC